AUGCUCACAGUUACCUGUGACUGUGGACGGUUGCGUCAAGAGCGACGCUGUAAUGCCGCCAAGGCGGUCAUUUCCAAAGGCCAGGUUCAGCAACAGGAGCGUUUGCCAACGCUUACUCCGUUAACCUGCGACGAGGAAUGCUCGCGCUUGGAGCGCAAUCGAUCUUUGGCAUCUGCUCUCGGUGUCGAUAUCAACCAACAAACCACCGUGCAAGCCUUCACGUCGAGCAAUCUUCCUUACUCCUCCGAGACGUUGGACCAGUACAUCAAGCUUGCCUCAGCUGUCUCUCUCUCGACACUGCAAACGUACGAGUCCACCUUGCAUUCUCUGGCGAUGGAUACAACCAAUCGGUCGAUCCGCUUCCAACCGGCAAAAAAUCCCCUCCGGGCAUUCGCACACUCCCUCGCCGCAGACUGGGGCUUCGUAACAGAAAGCCACGACCCCGAGCCUCACCGCCACGUCUUCGUUCUGAAACCGCUUACCUGGAUACCUCCCAUAUACGGACUGGGUAGCGGAUCCACAAUUGGCAUAGGCGGAAUGAGCGUGCGCGAAUGCGUGAAACUACGAGAGCGGGAACGCACCAAGGAGCGCGAGAGUCAACGCGCCGCCGCCCUGGAGGCAAAAGCCGUCCGGGAUGCGGCCAAAUCACAGGCUGGCGGCGCCGACGGGUGGGCUCAAGUUGCAUCUCGGGCGAAAAAACCCGGUGCAGACGGUAGCAACGCCAGUACUCGAAGCGCGACUCCUCUCCAGGGCUCGUACUCGAACCCGUUCCAGAGCCGCUCUAUGUUCUCUGCGCUUUCUGGUGGUGUCGAUUCUUCUGGUCCGUCCAAGAAAGAGAGACUUGUGCUAAAAUCUGGCGUUGGUGCUGGCAAGUCGUUGCGGACGCAACCCGCUGAGGUGGUUGAUAGCUGGGAGGAGGCUGAAGAGAAGGAAGAGGAGGUUGAACGGGAGCAGGAGAAGGUGGAUGCGCCGCCGGCGGAACAGCCUGCUCAAGAUGAAAAGGGCCCGGUGGAGGAACAGCCGAAUGUCGCGGAAGAGACCUUGGCAAGUGAGCCUGAAGUCGCUGACGAGGUCAUGCCAGGCCUGUCUCCGAAAGAGUAG
Molecule: messenger RNA, 1101 nt
Organism: Penicillium argentinense
Lineage: Eukaryota; Fungi; Ascomycota; Eurotiomycetes; Eurotiales; Aspergillaceae
Exons: 1
Coding region: 1-1101 (366 amino acids)
Biological process (GO): negative regulation of transcription by RNA polymerase II
Cellular component (GO): nucleus
Molecular function (GO): RNA polymerase II transcription regulatory region sequence-specific DNA binding; DNA-binding transcription factor activity, RNA polymerase II-specific
Source: RefSeq, a predicted model, not a curated record